GUGGCGCAUGUGAUACUCAACCAGAAACGUUCUUUUAAAUAUACCUAAUUCGUCCCUGUUAAUUAGGUUUACAGUGCCAACGGACGUACAAUGGUUAAGUACGUUUCCACUCCGGCCGUGGCCCACGUGGAACAAUUGCUGCAGAACACCCGAAGGUCUGGCCAACGAAAGGGGCGCCAGUUGCAUGUGAGUUUCAAAGAAAACAUACAAAAACACUGCUCAGCCACCUUUCGGGUGCCAGAAAUACAAGACGUUAAGAACAAUAACUAUAAUAGUGCGCAAAAACCGAGAGCUAGUUCAUCUGGUGGUGCAGGAUGGGUACAAAAUCACAGUAAAGCACGUGUUGCACUGCCAAUGGGAGCUAAAAAUUUGAACGGACACAGCGGUCACGAUAAUCGGUCUCCUAAACAGCCUUCGCAGUCUACGCUGAAGAUAGCUCCUGUAGAGAAGGUGAAAGUAACUCCUGCGAAACCAGUACCAGCUGCGACAAAAGGAUCUAGUGCGAAAGAAGAACUUACUGCGACAAAAGAACUUCCUGCGACAAAAGGAACUAUUGCGAAAGAAGAACCCACUGCGCCAAAAGAACCUACUGUGAAAAAAGCAGAACCCGUCACGGCGGUUAUGGAGGAAUCCUGUGAACAUGUCGAUGGCAGCAUUGCUUCAACGAAACCGUGCAGCAGCGUGUGGGAUUGGAUCAACAUGCUGGACAUGCCCUCGGAAGUAAUGGGUCUAUCGCGAACCAUUCCCAAAGUCGACGUGCUCAGUUACUUCGUGGAGCGAGAGAUCACAAACGUACGGGUCCUGCACAUGCUCAAUCCCAACCGGCUGUGGUUGCGUAGCGCCGCCCAGGAGCCGUUGGUCGAAAAGUUGUACGACGAGCUGAACGAAUGCUAUAACCAUAUCGCAUCCGAUCGAUGGCGCCUGGAGACGAGUAAGGUGCAGCACGGGCUGUACUGUGCCGUGCUGUAUGAGGAAGUCUGGCAGCGGGGAAGAAUCGUGGGACCACUGAUCGGGACCCGCGUGAAGGUGCACUUCAUCGAUACGGGCUUGACGGAGCUGGUGGAUUAUAGACAUUUGAAGUUUUUGGCCACCUCGUUCGGCACUGUACCGGCGCAGGCAGUUCGAGCCUCCUUGGCCUGUUUAAUCCCGAAAGGAGGCGUGUGGACGAGGGCAGAGUCCGACAGGCUAACGAGGCUUAUUAAUUUCGUUUCGCAACAACCUGCCUAUAUAAUGUGCAUCAACAAUAAGCUCAAUAUUUUGGACAUUAUUUUGAAACAGUUUAACGGAGCCUGGCUGAAUGAAAAGUUUGCUUCAAUAGUAUCUGCCCAGUGGACCGGCAGUACCUAUCUCUCCAAGAGCGUAAGUAUGACUUGAAGUCAUGUUCGGUUGGGAAGUAGUAAUGAAAAA
Messenger RNA from Anopheles coluzzii, 1407 nucleotides. Its product is annotated as tudor and KH domain-containing protein-like. The record is from RefSeq and is a predicted model, not a curated record. The coding region runs from base 91 to 1374 and encodes 427 amino acids. Lineage: Eukaryota; Metazoa; Arthropoda; Insecta; Diptera; Culicidae. The transcript is spliced from 2 exons.